AUGCUUGUGCAAUUGCUGGAAAACGUGGUGGGUUUUGUCUUUCUACUGAAUAUAUUAAUGCUAACAUUCCAAUGCGCAAAUGGUCAUGAAUGGACUACAUUUCUUAACAAUAUCAAGAAUGCUAAUAGGCCUUGUACACUUGAAGAUGCCAAACAAUUGGCUUAUAAUAGAAAGGAAGCUUGUCUUUCUGAAUAUUAUAUUAAUAAUCAUUCAGCUUUAUUAUGGAUGUGUGAUAAAAAACAUAGAUGGUUUGCUACUUUUGAUAAUGUUAAACAUUUAAACUCAUGGUGCCCAUUCUGCCCGAAAUAUAAAAGAGAAAAGCUAUGUCAUGAGAUUUUAACAAAAUAUCUUGGCCCUCCUUCACUAAUCCGCAAACCUAAUUUUCUCAAAACACCAGAAUGUUCCACAGGAUUAGAACUUGAUAUUUAUUACCCAGAAUAUGGCUUUGCAAUCAAAGUACAAGGCGUACAACACGAAAAAUAUAUCAAAUUCUUCCAUAAUGGCGAUCCCAAUAAUUUUAUCAAACAGCAAGUACGGGAUCAACUCAAGAAAGAAUUAUGCGAAGAGAAUCAGAUUACCUUGAGGUAUGUUUGGUAUUACGAAGACCCACAUAUAGUUAUUCCUGAACAUCUUCGAGAAUUGGGUCUCAUUGAAUAA
Rhizophagus irregularis DAOM 181602=DAOM 197198 is the source of this 657-nucleotide messenger RNA. The record is from RefSeq and is a predicted model, not a curated record. NCBI's taxonomy places the organism in Eukaryota, Fungi, Glomeromycota, Glomeromycetes, Glomerales, Glomeraceae.